AUGUCGGUGUCGAGCAGGAACCCGGUUCCUGGAGAAUCAGAUCCGGCUGUGUCCUUUUUGAGCGCUGUCAGUGAAGUGUCACGACCUGCCAGGACCAUCCGCCUCCGUGACAUCUACAACCCCCCGCCUCCACCUGAAAGGAAACCAGUGGCAAUAAGACCCCCGAGUCCUUGUCUUCGUCCUUGUUCUCAUCCUUCUGCUCCAACAGAGUGUCGGAGUUUCUCCUGCGAACCUGAGCCGAGAGCCAUCAUGAGAAGAAGAUCUCAGUCUCUCCCUUAUUCGGACGAGAUGACGACUCGCAGGUGCUCGCAAGUCCGAUUCAUCGACUGUUUGGGCCUCCAGCUGGAACGUGUCAAGUUCUUCCAGGUCGGCGAAGACCCCAUCGUUCCAGAUCACGUCCUAAAUAGGUUACUUGCCAGCUCUGAGCUUGCAUCGGGGAAACAUCUGGAGCUCUCGCUGCCCUUCUUUCAGCCAUUUUUCCCUGAGAACAUCAGCAGUGAGCCUGAUUUCCUGCAGCGGCUGUGUCAUCGACGUGUUUGCCUCGAGCAAGUCCACUGCUCUGAACUGGGCAUCACUGGAUCAGCGCAAGUUCUCAACCUGGCUUUUGAGAAACAGGUCAGCGUUCGGUACUCAUUCACAGGCUGGAAAAGCAGCGCCGAGUGUAAAGCAUGCUGGGUUUCUAGUGUGCACCGAGAUAAUGUGCAAUCCGAUGUGUUUCGCUUUCGCUUGCCCGUGCCGCCGUUCAUCCUGAAACCAGGAGCCAGUUUGGAGUUCGCCAUCUGUUACCGUGUCCUCGGGACUGAAUACUGGGACAACAACGAUGGACAGAACUACAAACUGGCCUGCCAUACGUACAAGCUGAUCGUGCCGAAGGAGUGUGAGGACAGCAUGGUGCACUUCACCUAA
Neoarius graeffei (lesser salmon catfish) is the source of this 906-nucleotide messenger RNA. RefSeq names its product protein phosphatase 1, regulatory subunit 3Db (gene ppp1r3db). Gene Ontology annotation, cellular component: protein phosphatase type 1 complex. Gene Ontology annotation, molecular function: glycogen binding; protein phosphatase 1 binding. Bases 1 to 906 code for a protein of 301 amino acids. Lineage: Eukaryota; Metazoa; Chordata; Actinopteri; Siluriformes; Ariidae. The transcript has a single exon. Gene Ontology annotation, biological process: regulation of glycogen biosynthetic process. The record is from RefSeq and is a predicted model, not a curated record.